GCUAUGGCGUCUCAAAAGUUCGCUCCGUCUCAGACGGUGACAUUCAAUGUCAGCUCGGACUCGUACACGACGUUCAUAUCCACUCUCCGGGGCGCUCUAGCGGGCACCAAACCCGACAAGGUGCGGGACCGCCCCGUGCUGGCCAAGCAGACCGGCGAGACCGCCCAGCCGCCGCGGUGGAUCCACGUCGUGCUCAACGCCGGCGACGGCGGCGCGGCACCCAAGGUGGCCAUCCGGAGCGACAACGCCUACAUCGCUGGCUUCGCCAACCGCCCCAAGGGCAGCACUGAAGACGUGUGGUUCCAGCUGAGCCCGAGGGGCAGCACCCAGCUGUUCAAGGGCGCCAAGAUGCUCGGCUUCAAUGGCCACUACUCGACGCUGGUCGGCGGCGACGGCGUCAAAGACCUCCCAAACCUGAAGCUCGGCAAGGAGAGGACGUUGGAGGCCGCCAGCGUGCUCUGGAACUACAAGCAGGACAAGCUGAUGAUGGGGUGCACCGACACCGCCGUCGGCGCCGACCCGCAGCAGAACCUGAAGAGGAAGCUGGCGCUACUCGCCGUGACCUUGUGCGAGGCCGCGAGGCUGGAUCCCGUGCGCGCCGUGAUCGACGGCGGCUGGAAGCGGGAGCUGUCCAUCACCAAUAAGGAGGUCGGCUACAUCGGAGACUGGAGCGACCUCUCCACGGCGCUGCUGGCAUGGAAGGCUGACAAGUUCAGCAACGACACCAAGCAUUUCUCCAAGUUUGCAGGCAUCGGGAUCAGCGACGGGAACGCAGCCCUGGCGGUGGUGCAGCUCCUGCUCAACAAGCCGCCGAAGAAGGGCUUCCUGGCCUGGCUCAAGCACCUGUGGGGGCUUCUGGUGAGGAAGAACAACUCCCAGCAGAUGCAGCAGGAGGAGAAACAAUACGAGCAGCAGAAGCCCGCCGAGAAGGGGAAGAUCAGGCGGGGACCAAAGAGCUCAUCCGUCGUUAACCCUCUUUAAUUCACCAGUCAUGCACCACCACUAAUCCGAGAAGAAAAUCAAUACAAAGCAGGUAGACAAAUAUAAUUAAGUUCACGGCAUGGAUAUGGUGUCACAAGUGCAAGGAAUUUGUAAGUUCACAAAUAAAAUAAUGUUGAGUGUUUGUAAUAAGUCGUCGUUUACAGAAUAAAGUCGAGGUUGUAAAUCGUUUAUAAAAAGUUCAGUUUGUAAUCCUUCAACAUUACAUAAAAUUAUAUGUU
Messenger RNA from Panicum virgatum (switchgrass), 1220 nucleotides. Its product is annotated as 60 kDa jasmonate-induced protein-like. Gene Ontology annotation, biological process: negative regulation of translation. Gene Ontology annotation, molecular function: rRNA N-glycosylase activity. The record is from RefSeq and is a predicted model, not a curated record. Bases 4 to 981 code for a protein of 325 amino acids. NCBI's taxonomy places the organism in Eukaryota, Viridiplantae, Streptophyta, Magnoliopsida, Poales, Poaceae. The transcript has 2 exons.